AUUCUCAUGAUGUCACAUUAAGAAAACUACUGAAGGGACUACGAAACGUGGACAAAAUUCAAUGCAGAGAAGAAUACAUUCUCGUGUUUUCGGUUUAACCUGUAAAGUUUGUGAUUCAUAAAGUAUAUAUUUGUUGGAUACUCGGAGUUUUGAAAGUGCUCGUGCGGACAAUUUGCACGUAAAUUGAUAUGGCAAUAUAACGUAGUGCGAUCAUCUGCGUAGGAAAACAUUGCAACUGCAACAAGUAUUAAUUGCGAUUUUAACAAGGUGUGCAUCUUUUGAAAUAGCACCAUGGAGUGGCUAUUCGGCAAGCGUAUCACUCCUGAGGAAAUGCUCAGGAAGAAUCAAAGGGCAUUGAACAAAGCGAUGCGGGUUGAAAGAGUGAGAAUGGAGCAACAAGAGAAGAAAAUUAUAGCGGAUAUAAAGAAACUUGCAAAAGAUGGACAAAUGGACGCUGUGAAAAUUAUGGCUAAAGAUCUGGUCAGGACAAGGCGUUACGUGAAGAAGUUUAUGUUGAUGAAAGCAAAUAUUCAAGCAGUGUCGUUAAAAAUACAAACCCUACGUUCUCAGAACACGAUGGCACAGGCCAUGAAAGGAGUGACCAAAGCAAUGCAAAAUAUGAACAAACAACUAAAUUUACCUCAAAUACAGAAAAUAUUACAAGAAUUUGAAAAGCAAUCAGAGAUAAUGGAUAUGAAGGAAGAAAUCAUGAACGAUGCAAUAGAUGAUGCGAUGGAAGAUGAGGGAGAUGAAGAAGAAAGUGAUGCUGUAGUCGCGCAGGUGUUGGAUGAGUUGGGUUUACAGUUGACGGGUCAACUCUCUGGACUACCACAAGCAUCUGGAUCGCUCAGUGUAGUCGGUUCUAAGCAACCGGUCGCCGCUGCAGCGGGUAACGAGGAAGGAGGAGGCAAUCUUCCGGACGCUGACGCAGAUUUACAAGCUAGACUGGAGAAUCUGCGACGCGAAUAAAUUAAGAUUUUAAAUAUUAUUAGUUAAUGUAUAAAAAGUGUAAAAAGAAUUGGCUUUAUAGCGAUGAGAAUAGUUUCGAAGCGGUUCGUUCCUGCCUUCAAAUACAUAUACACUUAAAUGUAUAUGAAUUUUUAAAAAGAAUUGUUUGCAUACAAUUUUAUUGAACGAUUAGUCUUCGUAUUUUCUACGCAUGUUGAAUUUUAUAACUGCUUCUAUACUUAACAUUCUCUGUAAAUGCCUAAGUUCGUAAUAUAUAGAUAUAUAUAUAUAUAUAUAUA
Molecule: messenger RNA, 1247 nt
Organism: Mycetomoellerius zeteki
Lineage: Eukaryota; Metazoa; Arthropoda; Insecta; Hymenoptera; Formicidae
Gene: Vps2
Product: vacuolar protein sorting 2
Biological process (GO): vacuolar transport
Source: RefSeq, a predicted model, not a curated record